Messenger RNA from Zootoca vivipara (common lizard), 3903 nucleotides. The record is from RefSeq and is a predicted model, not a curated record. NCBI's taxonomy places the organism in Eukaryota, Metazoa, Chordata, Lepidosauria, Squamata, Lacertidae.
AUGCCGGGGCUCAUCAACCGGAUGACCAACUCUGCUCUCCCUCUCGCGGCCUCUGAGGUGACCUCUUGUGUCAGCGGCUAUGCCUUUGGGAUGACGGCCUCUCUCACCUACAGCAACUCAGAGACCCACCCCUUUGAAGGGCUCUUUGUCUACCCAUUGGAUGAAUACACAACUGUGGUUGGCUUUGAGGCGAUGGUUUCCGAACGGGUUGUGACCGUGCAAAUCAAAGACAAGGCCAGAAUUGACGACUGCUACGUCGACUGCUGCAGCCUCCCCAAUGGCAGGGCACCGGACGAAGGACGUAUUGUGCUAGAUGAGGAUUUGGAGAGGAUCGUCUUUGUGGCCAAUUUGGGCAUCGUUCCUCCUCAGGAAAAUGUCUCCAUCUGCAUCAGUACCUCCUCAGAGCUGCAGACCCUUCCCAGUGGGGCUGUGAGGGUCCUCCUUCCAGCUGUGUGUGUCCCUAAGGUCCCCCAGAAUAGCACAGAUGCUGCUGCCACCCUCUCUGGACACCACCUUCGAUUCAGAGACAGACACUACUGUGGUACUGCUACUCCGGAUCAGCCUGGAAAAUUCUGUCUGGCUCGGCUUUUGGAAACGGAGGCGACGAAUCCUACUGAGUAUGAGUUUAGCUUCUACCUGGAGAUCAGAGGACCAUGCUUACUUGCAGGAGUUGAAAGCCCGACGCACGAGAUCCGCGCAGAUGCCGCUCCUUCAGCCAGAUCUGCCAAGAGCAUUGUGAUCACACUGGCCAAUAAACAUACUUUUGACCGACCCGUGGAGAUCCUGAUCCAUCCAAGCGAGCCUCACAUGCCCCAUGUUUUAAUGGAAGAGGGUGACAUGUCCCCAGCGGAAUAUGAGCAGCACCUGAAGGGGCGGAAUGACUUCAUUAAAGGGACGAAGAAAGAUGCAAGUGCCGAGAGAAAGACAGAAAUCAUCAGGAAGCGGCUCCACAAGGACAUCCCUCACCACCCAGUGAUCAUGUUGAACUUCUGUCCUGAUCUGAGGACGGUCCAACCCAACCUCAGGAAGAGCCACGGAGAAUUCAUCUUUCUCGUGGACCGCAGUGGGAGUAUGAGUGGUGUGAACAUCAACCGUGUCAAGGAUGCCCUCCUGGUCAUUCUGAAGAGUCUGAUGCCAACGUGUCUAUUCAAUAUCAUUGGAUUUGGAUCGACCUUCAAGGCCUUGUUUCCUUCCAGCCAGACCUACUGCGAGGAGAACCUGGCCGUUGCAUGUGAAAGCAUAAAGAAGAUUCGUGCUGACAUGGGGGGCACCAACGUCUUGUCGCCCUUGAGGUGGGUCAUCCGGCAGCCGAUCCACCAAGGCCACCCACGGCUGCUCUUCCUGCUGACCGACGGUGCUGUCAGCAACACGGGAAAGGUCAUCGAGCUUGUCCGGAACCACUCGUUCUCCACUAGGUGCUAUACUUUUGGCAUUGGGCAGAAUGCCUGUCGGAGGCUGGUGAAUGGCCUGGCUGCCGUGUCCAAAGGAAGUGCGGAAUUCCUGGUCGAGGGAGAGAGGUUGCAGCCAAAGAUGAUAAAAUCUCUGAAGAAGGCGAUGGCUCCUGUCGUUAGCGAUGUCUCGGUGGACUGGGUCUUCCCUGAAACAGCCGAAGUCUUAAUCUCUCCUGUCAGUGCCAGCUGCCUUUUUCCAGGGGACCGGUUGGUGGGCUACAGCAUUGUCUGUGAUACGUCCCUGUAUGUUUCUAACCCCAGGCUGGACAAGAGGCGACGCUACAGCAUGCUGCAUUCCCAAGAGUCUGGCAGCUCCGUUUUCUUCCACUCGCAAGAAGAAGGAAGUGGCUCGCAUUCCUGGGGCUGCCUCAAGGAUUCAGAAACCAGGUUACCUUCAGAGAGGACCCCUGAACUCCUGGGGAUUGGCGGAGACCUGGGAAGUGAAUCUGAAGUGGACUCUGGAGUGGACACAACAACAGCUCCGUCACGGCGUAGGGCGUACAGCACCAAUCAAAUUGCUGACCACGAGCCAUUCCGGAAGGUUCCCACAGCUAGCGACCCCAGCUCUGCCCUCAUUAAGAAUCCGCUUCGGAAGGCCCAGCUGCAGGAUCUCACCCAACUCAGCCCAGAACCGCCAUUGUGGCAGGUUGAGUUUCAGUCUUCUCAGGCUUUCGCUGGCAGCCCUCAAAUAUCUACCCCAAGAAUACGGGGGGUCGGAGCAAGGCGGCCCUCCCUGCUGCAGCAGAGUCGUCUCUCCUUCUGCCACAACCCGGAAUCACCACAGCAGCACAUCAGCCUUGCGCAGACUGGGAAGAACUUUGGGCCACUUGAGAUGGACUCCCUCCCAGGGUCCAUUUUUUCAGAGAGCCGGAGCCCAGGGGAUCUGGAUGUUGCCCAGCACCCAUCCUUCCUCUUUGAAACGGAGACUUCAUCGGAUUGGGAAUCCUACGACCCAGAUAUUGGCUCAGCCGGCGGCAGCUGGCGGCACUCUCCAAGAUCCACCUGCAAGGCAGUGGUGAAAGGGCUGCGGAACAACGAAGUGGUCCAGUGGGAGGUACUGUUUGACAUCGCGCCACUUUUCCAAGGCCGGGAGGGCAAGAGGAAUGACGAAGAUGAUCUCUGGAGUGAGACCUUCCACCACCUGGCUGCCAGGUCCAUCGUCCGGGACUUUGAGCAGCUCGCAGAGAGGGAAUGUGAAAUUGAGCAUGGGUCCAGCCGGCGGUACCAGGUGAAUGCCGUGCACACCAGCAAAGCCUGCAAUGUGAUCAGCAAGUACACAGCCUUUCUGCCUGCAGACCUGAGCAACAAUAGCUACUUGCCAACCGUUGUGGAAUAUCCCAAUGCAGGUCCAGCCCUGAAAUCAGGCAGCCAACGGAAUUCGGGUUCUGAGAACAGGCGGCACAGAACGCUCUCCUCUGGGCUGGGACGCAUCCAGUCAACCUGUGGUCAAGAUGCAGCAGGUGACCAAUUGCAUGGCAUGAAUGCAGAAGAGAACAGCCUGUCUCCAUGCAGUACACCGUCCUCCUCGGGAUGGGAUCGCUACACUUUCCCAGAUGUUCCACUACGAAGUCCAUCUGUCUCCUCUCAGAAAUCCAUUGAGAGCUUUUUUGCGGCCAGGCUCACCUUUAACAAAACAAGACUGUUGACGCGAGCAGCCCGAGGCUUUAUGGGGAAAUCACCCACCAGGACCAGUGAGACGAGUUUGGAAAGUGACAAUGAAAACAUCGACUACCUGCCCCUUGUGUCUCUCCAGCUUGCCUGCGGCUCCUUCCUCUUGAACAAGGCCUUCUGCGAGGCCAUCAACAUCCCCCUGGAGAAGCUGAAGUGGACGUCUCCUUUUGCCUGCCACCGCAUGGCCGCCAGCCCCUCGGCUAGCUCCUGCGCCUCCAGGAGAUCAGCCACAUCAGAGGAAACCAAGAGCUCCGAGGGAACUCAACCACUGGACAAUGUCAAUCCCUUGACAAACAACGAGAGUGAGUCCGGCCAGGCCCGCCAUUUUGCCAGUGGUGCUGUCGAAAGUCACUCCGGGGCCCUGAAGGCUGAGAACAAGCUUUCUCCUCCGGCCAUCACCAUCCAGCGCUUCUCCUUUCCAGAAAGCAUUCCAUCGCCUCAGGAGUCACAGGCUGACAGCGGGAGAGGUUCUGAGACAGACAGCUCAGAGAUGCAAGCCUGGUUGGUGGACAUUGAGCUCCAGCAGAAGAAUGCACCAGAGGGAAUGCUGUGGGCCACAGCCGUGGCCCUAGCCUGGCUGGAGCACAGCUCUGCCUCGUACUUCAUUGAGUGGGAGCUGGCGGCAGCCAAGGCCAGCCUGUGGCUAAGCGAGCAAGAUUUCCCCGAAGGCCGCAGCCUGCCGGCAGUGAAGGCAGCAGCUCAGCAGCUCUUUGUGUUGCUCAGGCACUGGGAUGAAAACCUGGAGUUCAAUUUGCUCUGCUACAACCCUAAUAAUGUAUAG